AUGUCCUCAAAUCACCAACAAGAUGGUCUUCGCUCCUCCCGCGACUCAAAUUCUUUGUUUGUUGGUCCCAAUUUCCGUGUUGGCAAAAAAAUCGGGUGUGGAAAUUUCGGUGAAAUUCGACUCGGUAAAAACCUCUACACCAACGAGCAUGUUGCGAUCAAGUUAGAACCGAUGAAGACACGAGCACCCCAGCUGCAUUUGGAGUAUCGGUUCUACCGCAUGUUGCAGACAGGCAAUGCCAAGGUGACUGCUGUCACCUCUUCGGUUGGUCAGUUCCAUUCGGCUAAACCUCUAGGAUUGUCCAUUUGGAUUUCUGUCUUCUUUACCUUUGUCGGUUUCCCCAUGGUCUACUACUUCGGUCCGGUGGGACGACAUAAUGCCCUCGUAAUGGAACUCCUCGGUCCUUCCCUGGAAGAUCUAUUCGAAAUUUGUAAUCGCCAAUUCUCUCUCAAAACCGUCAUUAUGAUCGCUCUCCAAUUACUGCAGAGAAUUGAGUACGUGCACUCACACCACCUAAUAUACAGGGAUGUGAAACCCGAGAACUUUCUCAUAGGGCGCCAAUCCUACGACCGCCACCGUAUCAUCUAUAUGAUCGAUUUCGGGCUUGCCAAGGAGUACAUCGAUCAGGAUACGGGGAAGCACAUCCCCUUCAAGGACCACAAGAGCCUUACUGGCACCGCGCGUUACAUGAGUAUCAAUACACAUCUUGGCAAAGAGCAAUCGCGUCGUGACGAUCUAGAGGCGUUGGGUCACAUGUUCCUUUACUUCCUCCGUGGCUCUCUGCCCUGGCAGGGCCUCAAGGCGGACAAUCUGCGCGAACGGUAUCAGAAGAUCGGUGAUACGAAGUGUGCCACUCCCAUUGAAGUCCUCUGCCAAGGCUAUCCAGAAAUGGCCACGUACCUGCGCUACGUGCGAAGUCUGGACUUCUUCGAGGUACCCAACUACGAAUACCUGCGGUGGAUUUUCACCGAUCUCAUGAAACGCCAGCGAUGGGAUUGCGAUUGGGAGUUUGACUGGUGCUAUCGUCCACUUCCAGGUGCUCCCCGAGGCAGCUCGUCGGGCCAUCAAAAUAACCUGACCGCCAACACUACUCCUGCAGCACAAGCACCUACAACGGAUCCUAUCACCUCUAACACCGCCAAUGUGGGUCAUUCCAGCCACCCUGUCCCCCACCUCCCUCCCAACUCCUCCGCCUAUUGGUCGGGUGCAGCAACGCCGGCGGCGGGAGGUGACACAGCGCUCACGGGUCGUCGACCUAGUGAGCAGCGAAAGUUACAUGCCAAUGGUGAUGAACAGCAGUUGCUGGGAGGCGAAUCUAUACGGCCCAGCGACAUGCCGCUCUCCGAGGUGCCACACGGUCAACCACCUACCUCCUCAUCUGUCACCAACCCCGCCAACAUCGGAUACUCUCACCUCUCUGUGGUUGGUGGUGGCAACCCGCAAUCCACCCCCAUGAACCUUGCCACCACGUCCAACAAGGUGGCUCCACCAGGCGCAGGUGACGCCUCUUCCGGGUCGCAGGCUUGUGGCUUAGUAAAGUCGCAUUUCUUUUCCUCGUCAUUUGCCUCAGCUGCUGCUUCUGCCUGGGCCGUUCUCGCAACCGGCGUCAGCGAUCACGAUUCAAGUAGACGCCGCGAACGCGCGGUCACUUUUUGUUUCAUGGGGGGUCUUCUGCCGCCUCCCAUCACCAGCCCAUACAAGCAUCACUGCGUCCUCCUGUUACCCUUCUUCGCCUCUUAUUUCUCCGUUUCCCCUCUGAAGUCCUCCACCCUCGCUGGCUCCGAAUGCGUCUACUUGAGGGGACAAGGGGCAAAUUUUGUGCUGAUGGUGACGAUGCGCAAAAUAUGCGUUGUUGUUGUUGAUGAUGAUGAUGAUACGGAGUCGGUAAUCUCCGAAGUCGAGAAUCCCUAA
Molecule: messenger RNA, 1911 nt
Organism: Echinococcus granulosus
Lineage: Eukaryota; Metazoa; Platyhelminthes; Cestoda; Cyclophyllidea; Taeniidae
Product: Casein kinase I isoform gamma-1
Exons: 12
Coding region: 1-1911 (636 amino acids)
Biological process (GO): positive regulation of canonical Wnt signaling pathway; signal transduction; peptidyl-serine phosphorylation
Cellular component (GO): nucleus; cytoplasm; plasma membrane
Molecular function (GO): ATP binding; protein serine/threonine kinase activity
Source: RefSeq, a predicted model, not a curated record